AUGGCCGACACCGCACCGGCUCAAGCCGCACCCGCGACCGGAGCUGCGCCCGCACCCAGCGCAACAGCAGGGGCCUCGAAUGCGCCUGCUGAUCAAAAUGCCGCGAGUCGCGGGCUACCAUAUUACGAGAAACUGCGACGCGAGCUGAGAGACACACUACAGAAAAAACGCUUAAUGGACAAGAGCAUGUCCCAACUUGAAGAUCAAAUCUUCCGCUUUGAACAAUCAUACCUGGAAGAAACCACGGCCGGAAACAUCAUCAAGGGCUUCGACAACUACAUCAAAGGCUCAGCAAGCGGGUCGAGCCUCGGAGCCUCCGGGCUGGGACUGGGCGGCGGCGUCGCAGGGUCAAGGCGAAAGGCGGCAGUCACGGAAUCGGAUCGAGUUUUCUCGCGGAGCUCAGCGAGCUACAUGAUGGACUCUCCUGGUCCCUCAUCCGCACAAACGACACCAUCACAUGCAGCCACGCCGAUAUCCACGCCUGGUGGAAAUAUGUCGAUGAAGGGUGCGAUCGAUCCGAUGUCUGCAUCUAUUUCUGGCAAUGGAAUGAGGAGUUCGAACGGGUCGUCCAAGAACAAGAAGAAAGCAGGCGGCGGGUCGAAGAAUACGAAGGGCAAGAACACAGAAGAGCUUUCUGAUGAAGACAAACCUUCUGUGAAGCGGUUGAAGAUUAGUUACGGAAGAGAUUGA
This is a messenger RNA of Penicillium soppii, 690 nucleotides long. Its product is annotated as chromatin modification-related protein EAF6/MEAF6. The transcript has 3 exons. The coding region runs from base 1 to 690 and encodes 229 amino acids. Lineage: Eukaryota; Fungi; Ascomycota; Eurotiomycetes; Eurotiales; Aspergillaceae. Gene Ontology annotation, cellular component: NuA4 histone acetyltransferase complex. The record is from RefSeq and is a predicted model, not a curated record.